CCGGAAGCCAAACAAGGAUUCGGCGUUUUAGCGAUCUUACGUGUCAUUUCCAGAGUGUCAGUGAUUGAGACCUGCCGUAGACUAUUAAUGAAAAAAACCCAGGGCAUCAGCAUCUGGUUAUUGAUGAACUUGGGUAACUGUUGGUAACAGCAGAAUCAUGAAGGCUUUGAUCCUGGUGGGGGGGUACGGGACCCGACUGCGACCGCUCACCCUGAGCGUCCCAAAACCCCUCGUGGAGUUCUGCAACAAACCCAUCCUGCUGCACCAGGUGGAGGCACUGGUGAAAGCUGGGGUGGACCAUGUGGUUCUGGCAGUGAGCUACAUGUCAGAGCUGCUGGAGAGAGAGAUGAGAGUGCAGGAGCAGAGACUCGGGAUUCGUAUCUCUCUGUCUCAUGAGAAGGAGCCUCUGGGAACAGCGGGUCCCCUGGCGUUGGCUCGAGACUUGCUGAACGAUGACGGUGAGCCGUUCUUCGUUCUCAACUCAGACGUCAUCUGUGAUUUUCCGUUCAAAGAUCUGCUGCAGUUCCACCGCAACCACGGCAAGGAGGGAACCAUUGUGGUAACACGGGUGGAAGAGCCCUCUAAGUACGGUGUGGUGGUGUAUGAGGCGGACAGCGGGAGGAUCCAUCGCUUUGUGGAGAAACCACAGGUCUUUGUCUCCAACAAAAUUAAUGCUGGCAUGUACAUCUUCAAUCCCAGCAUGCUCAGCAGGAUCCAGCUGAGACCAACAUCCAUUGAAAAAGAAAUAUUUCCUGUCAUGGCAGGGGAGGGACAGCUGUAUGCCAUGGAGCUGCAAGCUCACAGCUCCACCAGACGUUUCUGGAUGGACAUCGGCCAGCCUAAAGACUUCCUGACAGGGAUGUGUAUGUACCUCCAGUCAGUACGACAACACGCACCUGAGAGAUUACGCACAGGUCCUGGUUUCCUCGGCAACGUCUUGGUGGAUCCCACGGCACAGAUCGGGGAGAACUGCACCAUCGGCCCGAAUGUCACCAUCGGCGCCGGCGUUGUCGUGGAGGACGGCGUGAGGAUAAAGCGGUGCACGGUGCUGAAAGGGUCGAGGGUUCGAUCGCACUCGUGGUUGGAGAGCUGCAUCGUGGGGUGGAGCUCGUCAGUCGGCCAGUGGGUGCGUAUGGAGAAUGUGACGGUGCUGGGGGAGGACGUGAUCGUCAAUGACGAGCUUUACCUGAACGGUGCCAACGUCCUGCCUCACAAAUCCAUCAACGAGUCAGUCCCGGAGCCACGAAUCAUCAUGUAGCAUCAGGUGGAGGAAAAAUCCCAGCGCCUUUUAUAUGAAGACUAUGAGGAAGACCCAAACUGUGCCAGAGAAGAGGGAGGGACAUUCAGGCAGUUGAAUGGAAGCAGGAGGAGGAAGAACAAAAGCCUUCUUUGUCUUUCUUUUUAUAAAUUAAUUUGGACUUGUUUUAGCCCUGCUUGGCUGCAUUUGUCAGAAAAGGCGACGUGUGUCAAGGAAGGUUUCUUAAAGUACUGACAGGUCAAACUCUCAUGUUGGCAAAUAUGAGAAAAGUCGAGAGAGGGGGCUUCUUGGUGGAGGGAGUAAAGAUCAAUAUACUGGGAGGGAAGGGGGAAGUGGGUGUGUGAAUAUAUGAACACUGCUGGUUAGAUUUACUAUGCAUUUACACUUCCUGAAAAGAACAAUCAAACCACAGCUACAGGUUGAUGUCAUGACUGAUGCUCAGAUUCUGAUCGAACUUAUUGUGAAACAUAAUGCAGUAUUGGUCACAGUUAAAGGUCCAGUGUGCAGGAUUUCUGAUGCUCCAUUAACAUAAAUGUAAUACAGGAUUUAUAACUAGUGUUUCUACUGAAGACCAAAAAGGACAAACAGCACUGGCUAUAAGUAAAUGGAACUGAAGGUGCUCCUACAUUGUUGUAAACAAUAGACUGUAUAUCAAAGAUGGACAAUGCCACCACUGUUUGCUUGUGGAGGCUUGCCAAGUUUUUGUUUUUGUUUUGUUUUUUGGAAGUAGAAUAUUUACUUACACGAAAGUGUGAAGUUGUGAGCUGGGUCCAGCAGAGGUGAAGACUAGGAAAGAGAUGAGACCAGUGUAAGCACACUGUUUAACACUAGAAGUCCCAGAGAAGAGCCAUUUGGCUUUUCUACCUAUAAAACCCACCGUCGAGCCAAAUGGCUGGUAGGCUUUUAGCUAAUAUCCUUAAUCACCUGUGAACAGCUGCUUUUGUU
Molecule: messenger RNA, 2203 nt
Organism: Pelmatolapia mariae (spotted tilapia)
Lineage: Eukaryota; Metazoa; Chordata; Actinopteri; Cichliformes; Cichlidae
Gene: gmppb
Product: GDP-mannose pyrophosphorylase B
Exons: 11
Coding region: 158-1258 (366 amino acids)
Biological process (GO): GDP-mannose biosynthetic process
Cellular component (GO): cytoplasm
Molecular function (GO): mannose-1-phosphate guanylyltransferase (GTP) activity; GTP binding
Source: RefSeq, a predicted model, not a curated record